AAAAGGGCUGAUCGGCAGACACCUCGUCUGAAAUCCUCGCCUGUCUCUGCCGAGCCUAGCCUACCUGCUGUGGAGGAUCUGUACUAGCCCGCUGACGGCGUGUGGAGUUUGGGUCUGCCUUCUAAUCUCUCUGCGGUUACCGAAGCUAAUUAAUCGCUCGCCGAGGAGCUCAAAUCUAGGGAAAUGGCCAGCUACCACAAGCCCGACGAGAAGACCCUGCAGGGGCUGAAAGACACGGCGAACAAGCUGAGGAUUCACUCCAUCAAGGCGACAUGCGCCUCCAACUCCGGCCACCCCACCUCCUGCUGCAGUGCUGCCGAGAUCAUGUCGGUCCUGUUUUUCCACACCAUGAAGUACAAGCCGUCGGACCCCCGCAACCCCAACAACGACCGCUUCAUCAUGUCCAAGGGUCAUGCUGCUCCUAUCCUGUACGCCGCCUGGGCCGAGGCUGGAUACGUCAAGGAGGCGGAUCUGCUGAACCUGCGCAAGUUCGACUGCGACCUGGAGGGACACCCGACUCCUAAACUGGCCUUUGUUGACGUCGCCACGGGGUCGCUGGGGCAGGGUCUGGGCGCGGCCUGCGGGAUGGCCUACACGGGCAAACACUUCGACAAGGCCAGUUACCGCGUGUACUGCCUGCUGGGCGACGGAGAGUCGUCGGAAGGGUCUGUGUGGGAGGCCAUGGCCUUCGCCUCCUUCUACAACCUGGACAACCUGGUGGCCAUUUUCGACGUCAACCGGCUGGGCCAGAGCGAGCCCGCCCCCCUGCAGCACGACACCGAGGUGUACCGCAAGCGCUGUGAAGCCUUCGGCUGGAACACCUACGUGGUGGAUGGGCACGAUGUGGAAGAGCUGUGCAAGGCGCUGUGGCAGGCCAAGCAGGUCAAGGAAAAGCCCACCGCCAUCGUGGCCAAGACCUUCAAGGGCAAAGGGCUCAAAGGUAUUGAGAACGCAGAGAACUGGCACGGCAAGCCCAUUCCCAAGGACCGCGUGGAGGCACUGCUGGCAGACCUGCAGAGCCUGAUCCAGACCAACAAGCCGCUGUCCCCCGAGCAGCCAGCAGAGGACGCUCCUCCAGUGGACAUCUCCAAUAUCGUCAUGCCUUCCCCUCCUGCCUUCAAGAUUGGCGACAAGAUGGCCACCCGCCGCGCAUACGGGCUGGCCCUGGCCAAGUUAGGGGAGGCCAGCGGGCGAGUGGUGGCGCUGGACGGCGACACCAAGAACUCCACCUUCUCGGACAUCUUCAAGAAGGCCCACCCCGACCGCUACAUCGAGUGCUUCAUCGCCGAGCAGAACAUGGUGAGCGUGGCGAUUGGCUGUGCCACCCGCGAUCGCACCGUCUCCUUCGCCAGCACUUUCGCCGCCUUCUUCUCCCGCGCCUAUGACCACAUCCGCAUGGCGGCCAUCUCCCAGUCCAACGUCAACCUCGCCGGCUCCCACUGCGGCGUGUCCAUCGGUGAGGACGGGCCCUCUCAGAUGGCGCUGGAGGACUUGGCGAUGUUCCGUGCCAUCCCCACCUGCACGGUCUUCUACCCCAGCGACGCCGUCUCCACGGAGAAGGCAGUGGAGCUUGCUGCCAACACAAAGGGAAUCUGCUUCAUUCGAACCAGCCGCCCAGACACUGCGGUGAUCUAUUCCCCAGGGGAGAAGUUUGAAGUGGGACACGCCAAGGUCGUGCGGAAGAGCGACAGCGACAAAGUCACUGUCAUCGGGGCUGGAGUGACACUGCACGAGGCUCUGGCUGCUGCAGAUGAGCUCGCCAAGGAAGGUGUCCACAUCCGUGUGAUCGACCCCUUCACCAUCAAGCCCCUGGACGCCGAGACCAUCGUCUCCAGCGCCCGCGCGACGGGGGGCAGGAUCAUCACCGUGGAGGACCACUAUCGUGAGGGUGGCCUGGGCGAGGCGGUGUGCGCCGCGGUGGCCGAGGAGCCGGGCGUCGUGGUGCAGCGGCUGGCGGUGACGGGGGUGCCCCGGAGCGGCAAGCCCACCGAGCUGCUGGACUACCACGGCAUCAGCGCCAAGUGCAUCGUCGCUGCCGUCAGAUCCACCUUUGCCAACUGAGGGCGUGCGGGGUCCCCCUUUCCACGCGGGGUCCGGGGCAGCUCCCCUCCACCUCUCUAUUCCUUAGUGUCCCCACAAACAUAGCCUGGUCCCUCCUGAGUGAAGUGGCUCUCUUCCUCGUGCUUGCGGAGCACUCGGCGCUUGGCCAGUGUAUGUGCGUAGCGUCCCCCCACCCUUGAGUUAGAAUCCGCUUGCAGGGGAGGCCUAGAUCUCCGCAGCAGGAUCCGCCACUGUCUUUGCCUUUCAAAUCCUGUUUCUGACUCUCACCAGGUAGUUUUCCUAGAUGAACCCGGGGAACAGCAGUGCACUACCAGAGAAGCAUCACACUGAGUUCAUGGGUUGGGCUGCACAGUUCCUUCCUGCAAAUGAAGGGGAAGAAACCCACACACACUGCCGUCUUUAUUGAAAACGUCAGUUUGACUUUUUCAGCAGCAGUGUACAGUACAUGGUUUCCGGUCUUGCCCCCUGCUUAGUUAGUCCAGUGUUGGCUUUGCAGGGUGGCUGAAGCUGCACAUUCCUUCCAGUGCGACAGUAUACAAUGAGUUUUCCCCUAUCAUCUUUAGGGGAAUGAUAGCUGAAAGUAAAGCAGAAGAAAUCUCUGCUGGACCCUGAACAAUCUCUAUAUACCCUGUGGCAACAUAGCCAUGACCCAGGGCUCCUGUCACUGGUCACCCACCUCUUCUACAGUUAACUUUCAUUCCACUUCUCCCUGUUCCAUAACUCUCAAGAAAGAGCCCUUCCUUUCCUCCACGUCACUGCUGUGUUACAGUUCAGCUGAAUAAAAGUGUAACAUUCCGUUUGUUCUUGCUUUUAAAAUCCCAGUUCUUGAUAAAGGACUCAUUCCAUGACAUUUCUAGUUGUCUUAAAAAGCCUCUCUGCCAGUGUUCCAAACUCCCUGUUGCAUCUGUCGGAAACCAGCGCUGUGUUAUAAAGGGGGACAGUGUGUUUUCUUUAGCUGUCUCUAACACCUAACCGUUGUUCUCAAGGAGGCCUAAAUAUUUACUAAUUCUGUUUCUUUGGCAAAAACUUUCUGCACUAAAGUCCUAGGGUAAUUUGUUUUUCUUAGAAGUAUUUUGGUAAAGGCAGGUUUGCUGUACUUCCAAAAAACAGCAGUGUCCUGCAAAGUUUGUUACCUGCAGCCUGUUCUGUCUUGUAUAUUUUAUCCAGCCUCUGGUAGUUGUUUACACUCUAGGCUUUAAAGAAACUCAGUGUCUUGUCUAAAAUGCUUCACUGAAGCGCUGUGCGACUUGUGUGGCAAAGAUUUCAAAACCGCAGUUACACGAGGGUAGUUCAUGGAAAUAAGUACGUUAAAAUCUGUAUUUUUACCUGCAGGGUUCUGAAUGUUUUUUUUUUAAGCUGCUGUUCCAUAGAGUCUUAAUCUGCAUUUAGCUAAAACUGGUGGUUGAAUUCUUUGGUCUUCCUUCCCUUUACUCCUAUGAACGCUGCUGUGAGUGCUGCUUUCUCGAUCAGGGCAGACUGUGUGGAGUUUGCAUGUUCUCCCUGAGUUCACGGGGGACUCCUCUGUGAGUGCUGUUGCUUCAGGCAGGGCAGAGCAUGUGUGCUGCUGGUCUGUGAGUGUUGGGGGGGGGUGGGAGUUUUUGUUACUGGUCAAAGUCAUCUUGAGCUAACGAGCAUCGCUUGUGCUACACUGAUGUGGUUUAUAGUGAAUAAAGAGUUUGAGUCAAGUUUC
Molecule: messenger RNA, 3751 nt
Organism: Lepisosteus oculatus (spotted gar)
Lineage: Eukaryota; Metazoa; Chordata; Actinopteri; Semionotiformes; Lepisosteidae
Gene: tktb
Product: transketolase b
Molecular function (GO): transketolase activity; thiamine pyrophosphate binding
Source: RefSeq, a predicted model, not a curated record